Asterias rubens (European starfish) is the source of this 3371-nucleotide messenger RNA. RefSeq names its product centrosomal protein of 120 kDa-like. Lineage: Eukaryota; Metazoa; Echinodermata; Asteroidea; Forcipulatida; Asteriidae. Gene Ontology annotation, biological process: positive regulation of centriole elongation; centrosome cycle; interkinetic nuclear migration. The record is from RefSeq and is a predicted model, not a curated record. Bases 107 to 3241 code for a protein of 1044 amino acids. The transcript has 18 exons. Gene Ontology annotation, cellular component: centriole; centrosome.
UCGUCUCAACAAAUAUGGCGGCUGUUUUCAAACGGAGUUUAGAGUUGGGCUUUGGUGUUUCAGACUGAAAUAUCUUGGCGUCAGCAGAUCUGUGUCAUUUCACACCAUGGUGACGAAGGAGAAGUUUCUCGUUGUUGUCUCGAUUCUGGAAGGGAGGAAAUUCCCCAAGAGAUCUCAUCACCAACUAUUGAUAGAAACCCGUUUUGAUGGAGAGUUACUUGCCACGGAUCCUGUAUCUCACGGCGAAACACCUGAACUCUGCACGGAAUUGGCAUGGGAGUUGAGCAAGAAAGCUCUACAUCAGCAUCGUCUGCAGAGAACUCCAAUAAAGCUGGUGUGUUAUGCCCUAGACACCAGCACUAAUGCCAGGGAAAGCAUUGGAUAUGUGAUGCUUGACCUUAGGACAGCUAUCCUUCAAGAAGCUUCGCCUGCUAAAGUUCCUGUGACAAGCAAGUGGUAUCCGUUACUAAAUUCCAAGUACAACCGUCAUAAACCCCAACUGAAGGUUGGAGUAGCCCUAGAGGCCGACACACAAGCCAAAGAUGAAAGCUUCAGAGCAAAAGCAGCUCCUCCUAGAUCAGCUAUGGGUCUUCCUGAAGAUGAAGUAUCCCAACAUGAGAUUCCUCCAAGCUCUCUUAAACCAAUCCUGAACGAUGCUGAAGGUUGUUAUCAGAUCGGUCCUCCUGAUUCAUGCACAGAAAGCUUUGUCCUGUCUGUUACCAUCGCCUACGCUGCCAAUCUUGCACAGCUUGUUCCGUCCAGCAUACCUCUCCCAUCCAGAGACAAAGGAUUCUUCUUCUUCUAUUCUCUCUUUGGGAACGACGUAACCAACGAGCCUUUUCAUGAUCUCCUCAACCCAAGCUUCACAGCGGAGAGAGCUUCAGUGCGGCUACGUAGCAGUGUACACGCACUCCAGAUGAUGUUUGCAAGGGAACCAGCUCUUUCGAUUCACUUGUGUUGUGGUGACCAAUCACUCGGCAGUUGUGAGGUACCAUGGAGCUCCAUGUUAAGACCCAACAGUGACGCCAUCAAUCGUCAACCCCUGAUCAUAGAGGGCUCUUUCCAUCUCAACCCACCUCUACAAGUCAGAGGUGUUUUACCACCAGGAGAUAAUACAGCCUGUGUAGGAGCGUCAGUUGUCUUGCGCAGAGAAGAAAUCCCAAUACAACCAGUUAUACCAAAGGUACCCCCUACCUAUGGAACAGCACAGCCUACCAGGACACCUCCCCACACCCCACCCCAAAUCACCACCCCUCCAAAGCCUCCAAUGGCGGUCCAAGGUAAAGGGAAGAAACCAUCUGAGGAAGCAGCAGCCCCUCAGUGUCUGAACUCUCCAGCCGGUAGUCAAGACAGCUACACAAUGCCAACAGACAGCAGUAGGACGGAUGCUGAUAUAGGAAGCAUCAAAGAGGAGGAAGCUAAGACACGAGACAAGAAAGAUGGGCCAAGACAAACUACAGCCGCACAAGAUGCUCGACGGUUGCCAGACCCCAGAACACAACCCCAGCAACAACCAGUGAGAGAUGAAACAUCCACCUCCACCACACAGCCACAUGUGAUGAUAGAAGCACUAGCACACCAUUUCUCAAUGUCCAUCGAUCUGCGGAGUGUAAAGAAUAUUGAAACAACAACCAAUUUAAAUAUUUAUUUAAGAUACCUGUACCCCUUUUUUGGGAGUGUGUCCCCAAUCCUGACGCACCCACCCAUUGAGGUUCGACGUCAUACAGAGGUUCUUCUUCCUCACUCGUUCUGCUCCUUCAACCUGGCAGCGACCGUACAGCAACUUCAGGAGACGUUACUCAGGGUUCCUUUACUUGUUGAGGUGUGGCAUCGAGACAGGAUGACUAAAGAUCAGCUUCUUGGAGUCGCUAGAGUAUCCCUCGCUGGAGUACUGAGGGCAGAGAAAGCAAGAAUAGUGCAUCCCAGUGGAACUGGAGCCGAAGGAACUCGUCAAAUUCACAGUGAGUCAGUAACAGCUGAGACUACAUCAGACGGUAAACCUAACAGGUUGGCGGAGCUACACGUAGUACUGGGAUUGGAGGAUUAUGGACCAAUCAGGGCUCAGCAAGUUGUCUUGGGUUCAGAGGCCACAUCGAGUAGUUCCACCCAUCCAGUUCUCCAUCAUCAAGCUAGACAACCCCCUCCUCAACCUCCUUCCCCUGAGCAAGUCCCUGCCCCUGACCCCAGGGAGACAGCGGAGUAUAAAGCAGCCUUAGAGCUGGAGAUGUGGAAGGAGCAACAUGUACGCAGCUUUGAGAGUCAGCUGAAAGACAAGGAGCUUCAGCAUCUUAGAUCUUUAACUGAAGAGUGGAAGAGGAAAGACAGAGAACGGGAGGCACUCGUCGUUAAAAAGCUUGAGGAGCAUUCUCGUCUUGAGGAUCAACUCCGUCACGCCUUUGCCGACAUAGAGAAGAGAGAGCAGCAGUUAGCAGCCAAUGAAUCUGAAGUGAUGCGUCUUCGGACUGAUCUACAACGUGAACAAGAAAGACAAGUGACUGAAAUGAGGGAAGUGUCUCGACGAAUGAAGGAAGAUCACAUCAGUCAGAUGGAGAUAGAGAAGUCAAAGGUCAGACUCCUUGAAGAGGAGAAACAACAUUUGUCUAAGCUGUUAUCCCAGAGUCAGACUCAACUCCAGGAGAAAGAUCGUGAGUUUCAGACCUUCAGAGAUCAGCUGAACAACAAACCAGAGAUCAGGCUGCAGUCCGACCUGAGUUUACUUACUCUGGAAAAGGUGGAGCUGGAGAGGAAACUUGAGUCAGUCACCAAAUCUAAGAUUCACUACAAGCAGCAGUGGGGUCGCGCCUUGAAGGAACUAGCGAGACUCAAACAACGGGAACAGAGCGAGGCCAAGGCAAGGUUGAAACGAGAACAACAAGAACUGGAGCAUAUGAGAUUGAGGUAUCUAGCUGCUGAGGAGAAGGAGGUUGUCAAAUCGGAGAGACAACAAUUAGAUGAAAUCAAAGGAGAGCUGAAUAGGUUAAAGCAGCAAGAGGUUGACAAAGAACAGAAGGCUCAUCAGCAACAGACGCCAUCUCCUCGUGAAACUAAUCCAGAACACAAGGAGAAUACGCAACCUCAAGGGGUAGGACACAUUGACCCAGGGAUUGAGGCCCACGUAGCACGUCUCAUUGAGGAGAGGGAUACGUUACUGAGGACUGGAGUUUAUACUCACCAAGAUCGGAUUAUUAGUGAACUUGAUCGUCAGAUUAGAGAGUCUAUAGCACAGGGUCAUGUAGUUUAAUCUGCGGCCAUCUUGGUCUAAUUCCCUUUAUAAUUACAGUGACUACAGGCCUCGAAUUUACCCACGGCACCCACAUCAAGAGACCCUUCCCAUGAAAUAUGUAAAUUGCACAUAGCGCGUGCGCACUCAC